CGGCUGAGGCGGCCGGCUGAAGCGGUGGCGCUCGGCGGGGGAACAAAGAGCGGCGGCGGCGGCUGAGGAGCGGCGGCGGCGCUGCAGCAGCGGGCGAGACUGGUAUGGUGGUUCCACAGGUCAGACCCCGCUGCACUCACAGGGAGGAGGCGGCGGCAGCGGCGGCGGAGGCGGGCGGCGCACCCCGAGAGGCAUGCCCAAAGAAAAAUACGAGCCCCCUGACCCUCGGAGGAUGUACUCAAUUAUGUCCUCUGAGGAAGCAGCAAAUGGAAAGAAAUCACAUUGGGCAGAGCUUGAAAUAAGUGGAAAAGUAAAAAGUUUAAGCUCAUCUUUGUGGUCACUAACUCACUUGACAGCUUUGCAUCUGAGUGACAAUUCUUUGUCCCGCAUUCCUUCAGACAUUGCCAAGCUUCAUAAUCUGGUGUAUCUGGACCUGUCCUCUAAUAAAAUCCGUAGUUUACCGGCAGAACUCGGAAACAUGGUAUCACUCAGGGAACUCCAUUUAAAUAACAACCUGUUACGAGUUCUACCUUUUGAACUGGGAAAACUGUUUCAGUUACAGACAUUAGGCCUGAAAGGAAAUCCACUUACCCAGGAUAUCUUGACCCUCUAUCUGGAACCAGAUGGAACAAGAAGGCUACUGAACUAUUUGCUUGAUAAUUUGGCAGGUACUGCAAAACGAAUUUCAACAGAACAGCCACCUCCAAGAUCUUGGAUUAUGUUACAAGAACCAGACAGAACAAGGCCAACUGCCUUAUUUUCUGUCAUGUGCUAUAAUGUUCUUUGUGAUAAAUAUGCGACCCGGCAGUUAUACGGCUACUGUCCAUCAUGGGCACUAAAUUGGGACUACAGGAAAAAGGCCAUUAUUCAAGAAAUCUUGAGCUGCAAUGCUGAUAUCAUAAGUCUUCAGGAGGUUGAAACGGAACAGUAUUACAGUUUUUUUCUGGUAGAACUGAAAGACCGUGGUUAUAAUGGAUUCUUUAGCCCUAAGUCUAGAGCUAGGACGAUGUCAGAACAAGAACGAAAGCAUGUUGACGGCUGUGCAAUAUUCUUCAAGACAGAAAAAUUUACUUUGGUUCAGAAACACACUGUUGAGUUUAACCAGCUAGCAAUGGCAAAUUCAGAAGGGUCUGAAGCUAUGCUGAACAGAGUCAUGACAAAAGAUAACAUCGGAGUUGCAGUACUGCUAGAACUUCGAAAGGAAUUGGUUGAAAUGUCAUCUGGAAAGCCACAUCUUGGAACAGAAAAACAACUUAUUCUCGUGGCAAAUGCUCACAUGCACUGGGACCCUGAAUACUCGGAUGUGAAGCUGGUGCAGACUAUGAUGUUCCUGUCCGAAGUGAAGAACAUUAUUGACAAAGCCUCCUGGAGCCUCAGAUCCAGUGUAGUGGGGGAGCUGGGAACUAUCCCACUUGUGUUAUGUGCAGAUCUUAAUUCUUUGCCAGACUCUGGUGUUGUAGAAUAUUUGAGCACUGGUGGAGUAGAAACAAAUCAUAAAGACUUUAAGGAACUGAGAUACAAUGAAAGUCUCACAAACUUCAGCUGUAAUGGGAAAAAUGGAACAACCAACGGAAGGAUCACUCAUGGUUUCAAGUUAAAGAGUGCCUAUGAGAAUGGCCUGAUGCCUUACACAAAUUAUACAUUUGACUUUAAGGGUAUAAUUGAUUACAUUUUCUACUCGAAACCUCAGCUGAACACUUUAGGCAUCCUGGGGCCUCUGGACCACCACUGGCUCGUGGAGAACAACAUCAGCGGCUGCCCACACCCACUCAUCCCCUCUGACCACUUCUCCCUUUUUGCACAACUGGAGCUCCUGCUGCCCUUGCUGCCCCCGGUGAACGGCGUCCACCUUCCUGGCAGGAGGUAGUCAAGCACCUUCAGGGGACAGCCUCGGUGUCGUGUGUAAACUCGAAAAAAUCCGAGUACAGGGGAGUGAGGUACGGCCACUAGGGUUUUUUUUUCCUGAUGAUGAUUUGAAUUUUCAGCCCAACGAUUUGAUAAGGAUAUAGAUGAAAGCCAGGUGCUAGCAACAGACAAAUUCUGAGCCCAAUAUGCUUUACAAACUGUUAGACAGGGAUUGGUGUGUUUGCACCUAUCUAUAAUUUGUUACAAGUAAUUUUCCUGUUUCUUCUCUCCAAUAUAAUAUUUUCAUGCCUUGAAAUAGGAAAAUGUUUGAACAGCAUAUUCUCUUUGCACAGAAAUCUGUAGCACUACUUUUCUGAGGCCAGUAGUAACAUCCAGAGACCAUUCUUCCAUACUUGACUCCCUCCUUUUUCAGACUCAUUUGUAAAAUAGAGAAUUUGAAUUUAGCCUUUAUGAUUGUAUAUGAUCCACGGAAGACCUGAUUUAUGAAAUUUUGUACUAAAAAAAUCAGAUUUGGAAAUGAUUGUAUUGUAAACUAAGGCUAAAUUUUUUUACCUGUUUCAUGUGUUAUAAUAAAGGCCAGCUUGUAAAAGAAGUUGCAACAGACUUUCUCUAAUGAUUUGCACUGUUAGGGUUUUUGUUAGCCCUUUUGUACUACUUUAUUUUUAAAUUGAGAACAUUGCUUUUUAAAUCUAAAUCUGUUUAAACCUUAGGACAUUUUCUCUGACCAGAGGUAACUACGUAUGCAUGAAUUCCUGAAUUUUUAUGAAAACUAUCUACCAGGACAGAUAAGCUGAGCAGUGAAUGAUCUGUAGGCAUUUAUUGACUGAAUGUAAUGGUUGAUACAUGUACAUUCUGAUAUUUUUAAAUCUUUGACUUUUUUAAGUUCAAAAAUUACAGCUGCUUAGGUACAGCUUCUUAACUUCUCUUUGAGAUACUUCCUGUCCUAUCUCCACUGUGCCUGCCUAAAUUUGUUCUCACCAAGCACUGCCUGUGCAUACAGAGAAAAUCUGUGCAUCCUCUUUUAUAUUUUUAAAUGCUGUUUAACAUUUGUGAGAAUUUUAUGAAACUGCUUUUGUAUGAGCUGUGGCUUUCUUUCCAUUGUGUGAAGCCUUGACUAUCACAUUUGGGGAUGUGUUCAGAGGGUGGGUCCCUGGGGCUUUGCUUCUUGGUGUCACUGCACAGUGCUGUUCGCCACCCAGAUUACUACUAUCAUGCGAAUCCUUUUUGUUUCCCAUGUAUUCCUUAGUCUUCAUGUGUUGUUGUCUUAAGCAUUCCUUUUUUUAAGAAAAAAAAAAAGAAGUAACUUUCUGUGUAUGCAGCAGUAUAAAUUAGAUGCAGCAGGUCCCCCAGACAAUUCUUCAGAUCAUUUUUAAGGUGACUGAGUCAUUUUAAUAUGUCAUCCAAGAUGAAAGUUAUUUGUGCCCUGUAUUCUUCCGAUAGUGCCAUUCGUCGACUUAGAGAGGUAAAGCCAGCUUUAACUUUCCAGGGUUAACUUGUGUGCACACUCUGUUCUCUUUCAUUCAUUCUUCUCUCAGAAAAUCAAAUUAUUUCUAAGAAAGCUUGAUCUAACUGCUUUUGUUUCAACUGCAGGCAGGAGAGCAAAAGGACACCAUGUGAGCAUUAAGAAAAAAAUUGUUAAAUGUUAUUAACAAUUUUUAUACAGAGAAGGUCAUGUUGGAUGACUUAAAAUUUUAUGAAAAAUGUUGAGCACUUAAAAUGUGCUUACUAUUCUGUUUUUAAGAGAAAAUAAAAUUACAGUUACAUCCUGUUUAAACUCAAAGAUUUUCCUUUUUUUUAAAAUACUCCAGAAAGGUUUCGAUUUUAGACUGUUUGUCUGGGACCUGGGGACCUGGUUUUUCCUUUGAGUGUUUUCUUGUUUUUAAAGGUUUUGUUGUGAUGUUUUGUGUGUGUAUGUGUGUUUUGUUUCUUUAAUUUUUUUUUUUUUUUUUUUUAAUUUUAAGUUGCACUGACACCAAACAUGUCCAGUUUAUAAUCAGUACAUUGGAAAGCUGGUAUUAAUUGAUGUAGAACCAGUGCAUAGCUUUUUAUGAGAUUUUUGUUUUUAAUUUUUUGUAAAGUGUGAAUAAAAGGUAUGUUUACUCAUUUUUCCUAAACACUGUGUUGGUAAUAUGCAUCAUGACAAUUCCCAGUGAGGGUGAGCUGGAGGCGGUGGACUGAUCAGACGAAGGAAACUGCCUCCCCUGUGAUCUGCAUUAUGUAGCCGCGGGUCCAGAAAGCUUUAGGGAAGGGGGUGGGAGAAGCACUUCCUCGUUCUGUAAUUGUUACUGGAAGGUGAUACUCUUUCCAUAGAUGCUGGAACUGGAGUGCACUUGUUAGAUGCUAAAGGUUUGAGCUUUACACAAAUGUUUUCAUGUCUUUGUUAUUGUCUACAAUGUAUUUGAAUUCUGGGGCAGCAUAGUAAGAUAUAAUGGCCUGUUGUGUCUUGAAAAUAUUUGUUCUUGUCUCUUAGAGGCACACCGCAUUUUCUGGGUCGGUUUGAACGGCUUCUCCACCUUAUUUAGAUAGUGAUAAAUCAAACCAAGGGUGUAGAUUUACAGCUGUAACCUUCAAGAGGGAAAGAAGUAUUUUGGGCUUAUGCGGAAUAAAUGGUCGCACCAAAAUAAACUGCAGUACUUUUGUUAAGCAAGGUUUGUGUUUUAAAUGUUUUCUAUCCUGAAUAAUUUCCAAUAGUUCAUACUCCCUAAAAUGCAAUAAAAACUGUAUGUUUUCAUAGUGCAGGUUUUGUCCCAAAAGUUCUGUAACAAGUAUAUUUAAUGUGGUAUUGUUAUAAUGUAAGUUCAGUGCUCUUGCCGAUAAACCCAUUUUAUGAAUGUUUUAUAGAAAAUUUGGGGUAUAUCUUCUGUUUUAAAGAUCAGAAAUUUGGAGCAUUCAGUUCCUUGUAAAUCUUUUGAAGUGCAUACAGUCUACAGUGUUAGUGGUAAUUAUUUAUUCUUUGAGAAUUUAAAUAAUGUUCAUCAAAAUUAAUUUAUGACACAAUUUAACUAAAGUUGCAGAAGUAAAUUGUUGAAUACCUUAAUAGUCCCAGAAGAUAGGUGGAGAAAUCUCCAGGAGAAGUGUUUUUGUUUUUUAUUUGAUUUGAUUUGGUAACAACCAGGAAAACUUAUGCUUGGUUAGCACUUUGAAACUUAAGGAUAUUUAUUAAAUUGGGUGGAAUGCACUUCUGAAUGUUGAAAUUAAAAUUCAAAGCUCUUCUAAGAUCCAGGUUUUCAGUAAGAAAUUCAAGUGUUAGUAUUCCCCUCUUUACUAUUUAAACCCAUGGAGCCAGUGUCCAUGGUCCCUUUUAAGGUUUUGGGGUCAUGUCAUGUAAGGACAGAAGCCAACCCAGGCAAAACCAUUAGAGCAGUUUGUUCUUUUAAUGAAACAAUCAGAAUAUCCAGUACAAAUGCUGCAGGUAAUUGAAACAACAACUUUAGCGAGUGUUUCUCCCCACCCCCACCCCCCACAUAAACAGUAUUUUAACAGUAUUUUAAAGAUUUCGCUUUGCUCUUCUUUUAGGUUAUGUACAUUUUAAUAACUCAAAUGUCUUGGUUUUUUGGAGUAGUGUCUAAAAUAGAGUAUCUAGUCUUUAUUCACAGUACAUUAUAUUGUGUAAUGCACUGAACUGACUCUUGUUUACCAUUCAUGUAACAAAACCCAAGGUGUUGUCUGCACGAAGCUUGUGGAGUGUUGCAUCUGCCAAGGCGCCUCUUGGAAAGGGGUGAUGGGGAGCUGACUGUGUACAAGAUGGACUGGCGGUAACAAGGGCUCUUACUGUUCUCUUCAGUGGAUCUUCCUGGUCCGACUGUAACUAGCUAGUAUUAUAUUUAUAUACAGGGUCUCUUUUCCUUACCAAUGUAUUUUCCUACUCAUAGCCAACCAAUAAAUUCAAUAUCUGUUUCAAAUA
This is a messenger RNA of Choloepus didactylus (southern two-toed sloth), 5770 nucleotides long. RefSeq names its product CCR4-NOT transcription complex subunit 6 (gene CNOT6). The record is from RefSeq and is a predicted model, not a curated record. Gene Ontology annotation, molecular function: protein binding; poly(A)-specific ribonuclease activity. Bases 194 to 1867 code for a protein of 557 amino acids. Gene Ontology annotation, biological process: nuclear-transcribed mRNA poly(A) tail shortening. The transcript has 12 exons. Gene Ontology annotation, cellular component: CCR4-NOT complex; cytoplasm; nucleus. Lineage: Eukaryota; Metazoa; Chordata; Mammalia; Pilosa; Megalonychidae.